AACAGCCCUACCUCCCCCGUCCCGGUGCCGGUGGAAGGGGAAGGAUGGCCGGGGCCAGGCCAGGCGUCCACGCCCUGCAGCUCAAGCCGGCGGCCGUGCACGAACUGCUCAAGAAAGGGAGCAAGUUUAUCAAAUGGGACGAGGACACAGCUGCCAGGACACUGGUCACUCUGCGGGUUGACCCUCAGGGAUUUUUCCUCUACUGGACCGGCCAAAACAAUGUGAGUUGCAUCGACAACAAGAGCACCGCGCGCUGGUGUAACACAGAAACAUAGACAAUAGGUGCAGGAGUAGAGGCCAUUCGGCCCUUCGAGCCUGCACCAUUCGCCAUUCAAUAUGAUCAUGGCUGAUCAUCCAACUCAGUAUCCCGUACCUGCCUUCUCUCCAUACCCCCUGAUCCCUUUAGCCACAAGGGCCACAUCUAACUCCCUCUUAAAUAUAGCCAAUGAACUGUGGCCUCAACCUCUGAUCCCUUUAGCCACAAGGGCCUCAUCUAACUCCCUCUUAAAUAUAGCCAAUGAACUGUGUGGCCUCAACUACCUUCUGUGGCAAAGAAUUCCAGAGAUUCACCACUCUCUGUGUGUGAAAAAAAAUGUUUUUCUCAUCUCGGACCUAAAAGAUUUCCCCCUUAUCCUUAAACUGUGACACCUUGUUCUGGACUUCCCCAACAUCGGGAACAAUCUUCCUGCAUCUAGCCUGUCCAACCCCUUAAGAAUU
Leucoraja erinaceus (little skate) is the source of this 717-nucleotide messenger RNA. Its product is annotated as 1-phosphatidylinositol 4,5-bisphosphate phosphodiesterase beta-3-like. The transcript has 2 exons. The record is from RefSeq and is a predicted model, not a curated record. The coding region runs from base 45 to 275 and encodes 76 amino acids. Lineage: Eukaryota; Metazoa; Chordata; Chondrichthyes; Rajiformes; Rajidae.